This is a messenger RNA of Argiope bruennichi, 2415 nucleotides long. RefSeq names its product cytochrome P450 4C1-like. Gene Ontology annotation, molecular function: monooxygenase activity; iron ion binding; heme binding. The record is from RefSeq and is a predicted model, not a curated record. Lineage: Eukaryota; Metazoa; Arthropoda; Arachnida; Araneae; Araneidae. The coding region runs from base 130 to 1674 and encodes 514 amino acids. The transcript is spliced from 11 exons.
CACUCUCAUAACAAAUAAAAUCUUUCUAUAAAGAAUUUUUUUUAAAAUUCCAAAUAUUAUUUUUUAGAAAACAGUCAUUAAAAUUAUUUUAUUCAUUGUUUCAAGGUUAGCUAUUAGAUUAUUUAAUGGAUGAUGUUGACUCUUGUGUACUCUGUUUUAGUUAUUAUUUUCAUUUUUUCAAUUCAACAAUACUUAAAAAACCGUUCCUGGUAUAAAAUCCUAAAAAAACUUCCAGGAGCUAAGCCCCACUUUUUAUUUGGAAAUGUGGGUUGGGCUUUAAAGCUUUAUACAAGAAAAUCUGCGCAUCAUCCAGGAGUUUAUGCCCUUGAAAGAGUGAUGGGCUAUGAUCUCCUUUUUCGAAAACCCGGAUUUCAGUGUGUCUGGCUUGGUUGGAGUCCAAUGGUUGCUGUUAAUUCGCCAGAGUUACUUGAAAUUAUACUCAGCAGCAACACAUCAUUGGAGAAAUCAAACGAAUACUCAUUUCUCCACAGGUGGCUAGGUCAUGGUCUUCUCACAAGCACUGGGGCAAAAUGGAGAUCAAGGCGCAAACUCUUAACGCCGUGUUUCCAUUUUCGCAUUCUGGAUGACUUUUUGCCAACACUGAACGAGCAAUCUAUGAUCUUAGUCAAGAAGCUCCAAUCUCAUCAGCAUCAAGAUUUUGUGGAUAUCACACCUCUAAUGGUAUUGUGCACAUUGGAUAUUGUGUGUGAAACCGUAAUGGGAACUCACAUAGGUGCGCAAAAAGGUGAAAAUUCAGAUUAUGUUACUGCGGUUCACAAUUUAGGGGACUUUUUCAAUCAGCGGUUCAUCAGACCUUGGUUGUGGUCUGAUGCUUUAUUCAGGAUUUCCAGUUUAGGAAGAAAGUUUGACAGAGAUCUAAGCAUACUACACAACUUCACAGAAAAGGUUAUACGAGAAAAGAAAAAUGAGAGAUUAUCUCAAGAACAUAUCUUUCGAGAACAGAGUCCAGAUGAUGAAUUCAAAAAUAAACGAAGACGAGCAUUGAUGGACUUAUUGCUGGAUUUGCAUUUCGAUGGACAUCAGUUAAGUGAAGAUGAUAUUAAGGAAGAAGUGGAUACUUUUAUGUUUGAAGGCCACGACACCACGGCCAUGGGACUAACCUUUGCUUUGUACUGCAUUGGUCUUUAUCCUGAAGUGCAAAAGAAGAUCCAUGAAGAACUAGAAGUCAUUUUUGGAAAUAACAAGCAACGUCCUAUCACUAUGGAUGAUGUUCGUAGUAUGAAGUAUCUGGAAUAUGCCAUCAAGGAAUCUCAAAGACUUUAUCCAUCUGUGCCAAUAAUAGGCAGGAAACUAAACGAAGAUAUUCAUUACCAGAGUUAUGUCAUUCCUAAGGGCAUUACUGCCCAUUGCCAAAUCGUGAGCCUGCACAGGCGAAGUGAUAUAUACGAAAAUGCAGAGAUAUUCGAUCCGGAGCGAUUCAUGCCUGAUAAUGUAUUGAAAAGACACCCUUACGCAUUUCUACCAUUUUCGGCGGGACCCCGUAAUUGCAUAGGUCAAAGAUUCGCAAUGUUAGAAGAAAAAGUUAUCAUUAGCAACAUUCUUCGGCAUUUCAGAGUAAAAUCUCUGGAUCCCAGAGAUAAAAUCCACAUAAAAGUGGAAUUCAUACUGAGACCAGCAGAACCAAUCAGGCUGAAAUUAUUUCCGAGAUCAUGAUAACGAAAGGAGACGUGAUUAUUUCUGAAAAUAAUUUGCUCUCUGAAUUCUACAGAUAAAUUUAUUUCAAGCUUAUCUAGGCACUUCGAUAUCGUGACAUCAACUGGAGACAUCGAAUGAUUCUAUGAUUAUUUGUUGAACUGAGAUUUCAUAGCACACAGAUCAAGCCAUGACUCUUGAAUUAGCUUUUAGAUUGAUAUUGCAAUAGAUAACUAUCUCUCCAAAAACUGUUAAAUUUAGUUUAUUAUAAAUGUCAUAUUUUCAUAUUUUUAUAGCCAUCAGAUACAUAAAUUUUCAUGGAGAAAUAUUAAAAUUUCAUUUGUUCAUUAUUAUCUAAAAGAAAAUAAUGAACAAAUGAAUUCAAAAGAUUAAAUACAUUUGGUUUUCUUGAAAUAAUACAAAGAAAAUUUCAUUAAGGCAAGUAUGUGCAAUUGUGCAUAUUUUUUAAAGUAAUUUUUAUUGGUAAUAAAAAUUUACUCUCAACAUAAUCCGUACAGCUUUGCUCCUGACUUAAUAAUGUUAACAAAAUCCAAACCACCGUGACCUAAAAUAAAUCUGUAACAAUGAGUUUAAGAAAAGUAUACUCCUUGGUGCUCUACAGGGUAGAUCGUUUGUUCAAACUUGAUGCAUAUAUACCCGCUCUACAGGGUAGAUCGUUUGUUCAAACUUGGUGCAUAUAUACUUGGUUUUUCUACAUUUUUUUCUAUAUUUUCUAUAUUUUUUUCUACAUUAAAGCGUAUU